UCUAAAUGAAGACAGAUAACUUGGCUGGCAAAAGACUCAACUCCUGAGUCCAAACUUUGUCUCCAUUGCAAAUAUUAACUCAGUUGCGACCCCAGAGAUCCAAAGGCAAGAGCUGAAGAGGAAAGGCUUGCCAACAUUUCAAACCAGAUCAACAGGGACAAGUGGACAAGUACAAAUGCAGUCAAUGACGUUCCUCCACCUCUCCUUUUUUGGCCUCCUGGUCUCCAGCUUCUUCUUAGAAGGCACUGAAACAGCCAGCUGCCCUGAGUCUUGGUUGGCAUACAAGGAUAAGUGCCGUGGGCUCUUCACUGAGGAGAAAACCUGGACAGAGGCAGAGGUUGCAUGCCAGCGGUAUGGCCAGAAUGGCCACCUGGCCUCCUUUCUCUCAGCGCAAGAAAAUACCAUGGUGGCUCAGUUCAUUGCUGCCAACUAUCCAGGGAUAGAAGGUGUCUGGAUUGGAUUUCAUGACCCCAAAAAGAAUGGAAGAUGGAAAUGGACAGAUUUAGCAACCACCAACUUCAGGCCAUGGAAAAUUGGAGAGCGUAUAGAGGCACCCAGUGAGAAAGCUUGCGUCUAUAUGGUAGGCUCAGAAGGUUUCAAGGGAUGGAUGAACGAUGAUUGCCAAGUCAAGAGGCCCUACGUCUGUAAGAUGGGGUAGAAAGAGCGGACAGUCAGCUCGCCAAUAAGAGUGUUGCAUGCCUCCUUUGCCCCCUUGUUCUCAAUAAAGAUCGUCAUAACAGCA
Molecule: messenger RNA, 742 nt
Organism: Anolis sagrei ordinatus
Lineage: Eukaryota; Metazoa; Chordata; Lepidosauria; Squamata; Anolidae
Product: C-type lectin lectoxin-Thr1-like
Molecular function (GO): signaling receptor activity
Source: RefSeq, a predicted model, not a curated record